Molecule: messenger RNA, 2447 nt
Organism: Drosophila obscura
Lineage: Eukaryota; Metazoa; Arthropoda; Insecta; Diptera; Drosophilidae
Product: trypsin
Exons: 2
Coding region: 1221-2186 (321 amino acids)
Biological process (GO): proteolysis
Molecular function (GO): serine-type endopeptidase activity
Source: RefSeq, a predicted model, not a curated record
CAAAUCAAUCUAUCCUUCGCUCCCCCUUCCACCCGUUUACAUUCCUCACUUUGCUAUGGAAGCUCCGGCCGAUCUCCGACGCGCUGGCAAUAAAUCGCGAAAAACGAAAUCGGAACAAACUCUGGGGCGGCUUGCGGGUGGCGGGAGGCUUGCACAUGAUUCUCAAAUCCGAAUCUGGCACUGAAUCUCUGGAGGGGCGGGGGGUACGGCCUCUGUUUCAAGUCGAACGAGAUCCCAAACACAAACACACUAAUACACAGGCGCACACACACACUACCGCAAGUGCGUGCAAACAGCGCUCACCUUUUGCCUACCUGCUAAAAAUUAUUAUUGAACGGUGCUUAGAGCAGCCGCCAUGGCGUCACGGCCUCUCCCCCCCUUCUCUUUAAUUGACUCCACGAGGGUCGCACUCGUGCACACCCUGCCCUUUGUCUUUUGUCGUCGCUUAUCGACGGUUCUGUUUGCCAACGAUAAAGAAAAAGCCACAAAAAGUGGGCCUGCUCCUUGGGCGGCGACUGUAAAAUGGUAAAUGGUAAAUUGUGUUUGCAUACGUGUUCCGUGUGAUAUCGCAUUGCAAACCACAGUCGGAGUGGACUAAAAAAAAAAACAAACCAAGAAUAAAAAAUUAAAAUCCGAAAUAUCCACAUCAGAAUGCUGACACCUUCCGUUUCGCUGUUUUUAUCGAGUUGACUUAUUUUUACACGCUUUACAUUUUACAUUUUGCUUCGUUUUGUUUUUGCUCAGCGGAAGUCAAGUGCUCCCCCGAAAAACAAGGGUGUGGGCGAAGGUGAUAGGAGACAGACGGAGAGCAGAGAGAGAGAAAGAGAGACAAGUCGUCUGCUGAUAAAGACAGCAUCGAAUACGGGGUGAAACCCCGUCCCCAGUUGGAAUCGCGAAAUAUGAUUAAACAGAGGAACAUUUUUUUUGUUCAGUCCACAAAAGGAAGCAAAAAUGUUCCAUCUAAAAAGUUCUCGAACGCGAGCAACAGUCGCGGCUCAGUAUAUUGAAUUGUCAUCAUUGCUCAACAGUUGCGUCUGGGCAAACGUGUCUUGCUAGGUUUCAUCGAUUAGCUGCAACAGUUGCGGCUACAAUAACAUGUCCUUAAGCUAGUUUUCCUUCAAGAGCAUAAACAUGCCAUCGUGGUGUAGAAUUUCCAAUUCAGAUCUCUAUAUCCUUUCCGGAAUUGACAAAAUCUUGAAGGCUCGGAUGGGAAUUAAAAAAUGAGGGCAGCCAUCCGCAUGCUACUGCCUCUGUUGCUCCUUGUCCAUGUGUCCUGCAAAGUCCUGUUCAUAAACAGAGUUGAGCCUGCGCGCCCACUGGAUACGUGGGAGAAGGAUAUAUUGCAAGAUUCCAAGUACGUGGUGUCGAUUCGCACCGCCAAGCCCAUUCGGUUUUGGGGCGACAACCACUUCUGCGGCGGGUUCGUAAUAACGUCCACCUGGGUAAUAACCAGCGCUCGCUGCGUCUCCGUGAGGCCGCCCAGCAACUGCUGCUACCCCACCGAGCGAAGAAAUCUGAUGGUUGUGAUCGACACCCAAAAUCGCCUUGACAAGCCAUCCAGCGAGAAGCAGAUUGCCGUGAAGAAGGUUGUCCUGCAUCCCAAGUUCAAGGGAUUUCGCAAUGACCUGGCCAUGCUGAAGCUGAAGAGCUCUGUGCCCAAGUACCUGCACCAUAGCCAGUCAAAGCUGCCCAAUGAGGGUAUCGAAAAGAACAAAUCCUGCAUGGCGUUGGGCUGGGGCCGUAUGUACACCGACGGACCGAUGACGAACGAGAUGAUGGUGCUGAUGGUGUCGACGCAGCCCGAACACAAUUGCCAGCGAAGCUCCACCGCCCCCGAUCCGGGCAAAACCAUCUGCGUGGUCAGCCGUCAUGGAUACGGAAGCAGUUGCCAGGGGGAUCUGGGCACUCCGCUCUUCUGCGGCCAAACGCUCUACGGGGUGAUGGGACGGGGGGAAAAGUGCCAGGAAUACGGACCCAUGAUGUUCACCAGCAUCUACGAACACAUGAGCUUCAUCAUCAGUACCAUAGACGGCAGCAUGCCCCGUCGUAGCUCAGGGUCUCACCCUGACCCUAAUCCUGACCUUGUCAACUGUUGCCGGCCAUUGAUGAAGAUGUUAAUAAUGCUGCUGGGAGUGUGGGUUGCGCUGCUGGUUGGGUCAAGUGGGUGCAAUCGAUGUGGAUUUUAAUUGAAUCGAAUCGCUCUUUGUUCAGGGUUCAGUUCAGGGUGCCCAGCAGCACCUCGCACAGCCGUCGAAUCUACUUCCCCCCACCCCAUUCAUCAAUAGUUCAGGUAGAAAGUCGUGUAAUCGCUGAUCGAUCGCCAAGAGAGCAGAAAACCCAACCCCAGCCGCCCCUCGAGCACCUAGCAGCGCCUCCGCAGACGUCAAGUUUCGUUUUGUUUUCGCAUAUUUUUUUUGUUUGUUUGUUUCUUUCUUUCCCUUUUGGUU